This is a messenger RNA of Peromyscus maniculatus bairdii (prairie deer mouse), 1276 nucleotides long. RefSeq names its product aldo-keto reductase family 1 member C21-like. Gene Ontology annotation, molecular function: oxidoreductase activity. The record is from RefSeq and is a predicted model, not a curated record. NCBI's taxonomy places the organism in Eukaryota, Metazoa, Chordata, Mammalia, Rodentia, Cricetidae.
CCUCCCACAUGUCAUGAACUAUUAUUAGCUUAGAAAGCAGAGGAAGAGCGACCAUUAUUUAAAGGACCUGUAAAGAAGAACAUCAAGCAGAGACAGCUUAUCCUGAAGAACGACAGAAGAUGAACUCCAAGUGUCAACGUGUGGAACUGAAUGAUGGGCACUUCAUUCCUGUGCUGGGCUUUGGUACUGCUCUACCUUUAGAGGUUCCCAAAAGUAGGAUUAAGGAGCUCACCAAAAUAGCUAUCGAAGUUGGCUUCCGUCAUUUUGAUUCUGCUUCUGUUUAUAAAACUGAAGAUUAUGUGGGAGAGGUCAUCCGAAGCAAGAUUGCUGAUGGCACUGUGAGGAGAGAAGAUGUAUUUUAUACAACAAAGGUCUGGUGUAAUUGUCUUCGCCCAGAACUAGUGAGGUCUUCUUUGGAGCAGUCACUGAAGAAAGUUCAGCUGGCUUAUGUGAACCUGUACCUCAUGCAUUACCCAGUGGCCCUGAAACCAGGAGAAGAUGAGUACCCAGUAGAUGAACAUGGAAAACUAAUAUUUGACACAGUGGAUCUCCUUGCAACCUGGGAAGCAAUGGAGAGGUGUAAGGAGGCAGGACUGACCAAGUCCAUUGGGGUGUCCAACUUUAACCGCAGGCAGCUGGAGACAAUCCUGAACAAGCCAGGGCUCAAGUACAAGCCUGUGUGCAAUCAGGUAGAAUGUCAUCCUUAUCUCAACCAAAUGAAACUUCUAGAUUUCUGCAAGUCAAAUGACAUUGUACUGGUUGCCUAUGGUGUCCUGGGAACACAACGAUAUACAGGAUGGGUGGACCAGAACUCCCCUGUUCUCUUGGAUGAACCAGUUCUUUGCUCCAUGGCAAAAAAAUACAAUCAAACUCCAGCCUUGAUUGCCCUGCGCUACCAGUUACAGCGUGGGGUUGUGGCCCUCAACAGCACUCUCAAUGAAAAGCGGGUCAAAGAGAACACAAAGGUUUUUGAAUUCCAGUUGAGUUCAGAGGAUAUGAAAGUCCUUGAUGGACUGAACAGAAAUUUGCGAUACGUGAAUACACCAAUGUUUGCUGGCCACCCUAAUUAUCCAUUUUCUGAUGAAUAUUAACAUGUAAGGAUGUCUGUCAGAAGGUUUACUGGCAGGAGACUGCUCAGGUGCUAAUGUCUUAUCCUGUAACUUCUACUCUAUAGCAAUUCAGAAUCUCCUGGAGCUGCAUUUCAGCUAAGACAGAAAAAAUAAAAAUAAAAAAUUGCCCCAUUCUUAAACCAAAUAAAAGACACAUUCUCCACCAA